AUGAAACUACUCGCUGCUCCGAAAUGUCUAUCCGACGCGGUAGCGCCGCUCGUGACCCUAAACUAUAUAGUAGGAUUUCGCAUUUUCGAAUAUCCUCGUGGAAAACUGCACACCCUGCUCAGCCUGAUUUACUUUCUACUCUUACUCGGCAUCUUCAGCGUGUCUAUAUACAGGACACACAACUUCUACCAGCAGAUUAAGCUGCUGAAGCUGGAGUACAUCUUGUACGAGUCCAUGGUCUGUAUGCUUUCCUUCGUCGUUAUGUACGAGAUGGUUCUUGGUUACUUUUAUACAGAGACAAUCAACGCGUGCUACCGAAAACUCGCACAAAUCGACGAGACGUUGCGACGAUUUGGAUUAAUUAUCAACUAUAACGAUAUGUACUUUUUGUCCAUCUGUGUUGUGUUCCUCUGGUUCUUGUACAUCUUAUCCUCAAUCAUCGUAACGUCGGUACAGUUACACACAGAUCUGCUAACUAUGAUCUUGAUAAAUGUGGCGCAAUCGUAUGUAAUAAACAUCAGUUUCGUCAUUGUCUUCGAAUUCAUAUUAUUUGUUAGGUACCUGCAAACGAGAUUAAAAUUAAUUAAUGAACUCCUGAGCAAAGGUGCGGCCGUGUCAACGACGGAAGAAAUGUCUCUCUUCGUUACGAAGGAUUACGUUAAAAUAAUGGACAGCACACAACGUCGGGACAUUCUUCCCAUAAAAACGUUUCUCAGGCAGGUGCAUCUGGAACUAUACAGGGUAUUAAAGACACUGUGCACCAGCUUUGGCAUACAGAUCACUACGGAAAUCGGAAUCGCUGUUAUUUUGAUCACUGUAUUAUUGUAUAAUUUAUACAUUGUGGUGAUCCAACGACCACAAAGAGCAAUAGGCUUCUGCCUGGUAGAUCAAGCGUCUGUCUUGAUUUUGGUAACAGCAACUAACAUAUUGAAGAUCAUCUUCAUAAAUUGUGCUUGCAAACACGUGAUUAAUGAGGGAAAGAAGACUAGCAUGAUCAUCCACGAGAUUUACGGUUGUUGCUCGGAUAUUGAUAUGCGAGAAGAGAUUCAGCAAUUUGAUCUUCAGAUAUCGCUAUGCCCGGUAGAGUUCUUCACAUUUGGCAUCUGCUUAAAUGGCCAACUUCUCAGCACGUGUUUAAAAACUGUGACGACUUAUAUGGUUAUCAUGAUACAAAUGAGCAACUCACUGGAGUCAAGUAGAAACAGCUGA
Messenger RNA from Dinoponera quadriceps, 1209 nucleotides. RefSeq lists its product as uncharacterized. Lineage: Eukaryota; Metazoa; Arthropoda; Insecta; Hymenoptera; Formicidae. Gene Ontology annotation, biological process: sensory perception of taste. Gene Ontology annotation, cellular component: neuronal cell body; membrane; axon. The transcript has 7 exons. The record is from RefSeq and is a predicted model, not a curated record. Bases 1 to 1209 code for a protein of 402 amino acids.